Rhincodon typus (whale shark) is the source of this 6764-nucleotide messenger RNA. RefSeq names its product leucine-rich repeat kinase 1 (gene lrrk1). The transcript is spliced from 34 exons. The record is from RefSeq and is a predicted model, not a curated record. The coding region runs from base 229 to 6192 and encodes 1987 amino acids. Gene Ontology annotation, molecular function: ATP binding; protein kinase activity; protein binding. Gene Ontology annotation, biological process: protein phosphorylation. NCBI's taxonomy places the organism in Eukaryota, Metazoa, Chordata, Chondrichthyes, Orectolobiformes, Rhincodontidae.
UCCUCCCUGGGCACUGUCCUGAACUCGUUGUGUUUCCACCCACAUCCUCUCUCUCACUUCCUCAUUGCGACCUGCGACUCAAAAGAAAGUGGACCGUCGGUAGGUUCCCGGUGUGGCUGUGUCUCCGGCUCAGCAGGGAGUAAAUGUUGAAGAAGACUCUGAGAACAUUAGACACUGUGCAAUGAAUUGAGAUCACAUCCUGAGAUCAGAAAAGCAGUUAUUACUGAGAUGUACUGGGAUGUGGGUCAUGAGGACAAUCCAGAAGACAACAUGGCACCAGGAACAGACACAGUUCCUGAGAUUAUGGGAAGCAAACAAUCUGGGUUGGGUGGCUUACCCAUCGAACAGUGUCCAACCCUCAAAAACAUUCAGGCAGCGUACAGUGCAGGGGAGGUGGAAAGAGCUCAACAGCUUGCCAGACUGCAUUUGGAGGCAAACUACCAAGUGGAGAAGUUGUUAGGUGUCAUAGCUGCACACGGAGACACAGAGAUGCUGCAGUAUCUGCUCCAGGAGACCGGAAUGGAACUGUCAAAGGAACUGAAUGAUGGAAACCCUGCUAUUAUUGCUGCACAUCAAGGUCAUGAAGAGGUGAUCAAAGUAUUGCUGAAUUCUACUUCAGAUUUGUAUGUUGACAAGGAUCUGCUGAACUGGAUGCUUGCUGUAGCCUGUGAAAAAGGACAUCUGGAUGUAGUGAGGCUUUUGGUACUUGUGUACAAGGCAGAGACCGACAGUUGUGGAGUGAAGACACAGGAUCAUCCGAUCAUCACAGGUCAGCCGUUGUAUGCAGCAAUGAAGGCAGGCAAUGAGGAGAUUGCGGGGUUUCUUCUGGAUAAUGGAGCCUGUUUCUCAUCCUAUGUUUUACUGGAUCACCCAGAACUCAGCAACCGGCUGCUGAGAAAACAGUUUACAGAACCAAGUAGCCAGUAUGAAGUUUCGGACAGACAAACAGGCCUGUCACUGAAGUGGUCGUGCCUGAAGCUGCCCUGGUUAGAGUUGGACUGGUUCAUUGAUGUUUCCAAUCGAAUAACAGAGCUUGAUUUGUGUAGGAACAGUCUCACUUUCCUUCCUUCAGUUAUUCCUUGGGGAUUAGUGCAUCUGAAAAAACUCAACUUGUCCGCAAAUCAGCUGAAGGACCUGCCCAAUGUGACCUCUUCAGAAGAAAUACUUUGCUUAGGUAUUCUGGAAAUUGAUGUGUCAAGGAACCAACUGAGCUGCCUGCCCACUGGCUUCUUACAUCUACCAAAGCUUGAGAAACUCACAGCUUACGCCAAUUUGCUGGAAAUGUUAUUUGAUGAGGAAAAAGCAACAAAUUGGAUUGGAUUGAGAAAACUCCAGGAGAUUGAUGUUUCUGACAAUAAACUUCAGCUUUUACCCUCUACGUUCCUGCACUGCUGCAAGUCCCUCAGUAGGUUGAAAGCAUCUCAAAAUACACUCAAGGAUUUUCCUGAACCUUGGGCCUGUCCUUUGAAAUUUUGUAACGUUUCUGGAAAUUUCUUGAAAUCCCUUCCAAACACUCUGAGUAUCUUCUGGAAGAAUUAUCUUAAAGAAGCAAAUUUUUCUGACAAUUUGUUGAAGGACGUGCCAGCAAACAUCUUUGAACUUAAGAACCUGAGCUCUCUGAAAUUAUCUGGAAAUCAGAUACAGUCUCUUCCUCCAGUGGAUAAAUGGCAGUGCUCUAACCUGAAAUCACUUGAUCUCUCUCGAAAUCAUCUUGGAAAGAGUGAAGAAGGAGUCAGAACUAGAAAAGCUUUUUUUACAACAUGGUUAAAGAAAACUUCGGACACAGUUUCACCAGUUGAAUUCCCACAGUUCCUUGGUGAGUGCUUAGAGGUUCUGCACCUGGACAACAACUUUCUUGAUUCAGUCCCUCAGUCAGUGUGCUGGCUGCGAUCGCUCUCUGAGCUGUACCUUUCAAACAACCCUGGAAUUCGGGAGCUCCCUGCUGAGCUAGGCCAGUUGGCUAAUCUGUGGCAGCUGGAUAUCGAUCAAUUAAAUAUCUCUAAUGUGCCCACAGAGAUCAGAAAUGAAGGCCCCAGUUCAAUACUGACCUAUCUGAGAGCACAGCUGCGGAAAGCUGAGCCCUGCAAACUAAUGAAGAUGAUCAUUGUUGGACCUCCCCGUCAAGGAAAAUCCACGCUGUUGGAGACCCUGCAGUCUGGAAAGCCCACUCAAAGCAUGUCCAAAGAAAGUAGCAUCCAAACUACGAACUGGGAACUUCUACGACCUGCCAAUGUCAAGACAAAGGUGGAUUCAGUGGUGUUUAAUGUGUGGGAUGUUGGAGGUACUGCCAUAAUGUCAACAGUCAAUCAGUGCUUCUUCACUGAUAAAGCCCUCUAUGUGGUGGUGUGGAAUCUGGCUCUUGGAGAGGAGGCAGUGGCAAACCUGCAGUCGUGGCUACUGAACAUUGAGGCAAAAGCUCCCAAUGCUACUGUGAUUGUAGUAGGAACACAUUUGGAUUUGAUUGACACAAAAUUCCGAUCAGAGAGAAUUGCUACACUUCGGGCUUAUGUCCUAGCUCUGUGUCGCUCUCCAUCUGGGCCUCGAGCAACUGGGUAUCCUGACAUCAGCUGCCGAAAUUUACAUGAGAUAUCCUGCAAAACACUUGAUGGACUGGAAGGGCUUCGCAAAUUGAUCUUUCAAGUUGCUUGUAGCAUGAAGAACACAGGGAAUCUAACUGCAUCACAGAGGUUGGUUGGGAGAUUGAUACCAAAGAGUUACUUUAAUCUGUUGAAUGCUGUCCUAAAAGAACAACAAAGAAGAAGCAGUAGUAACGAGGUCCAAUACUUAACUGACCAGCAACUGGAGGAGAUUGUGCAGCAGACUCCUGACAAUGACAUCAAGGACUUUGAAGAUUUGCAGACCGCUUUCUCCUUCCUUAUUGAGACAGGAGCAUUGCUGCAUUUUCCAGACACCAGCCAUGGUCUACGAAACCUCUACUUCCUAGAUCCAGUGUGGUUAUCUGAAUGCUUGGCAAGAAUUAUCAAUGUCAAAGCUUCACGUGUGCUUGCCAAAAAUGGAAUAAUACAAGUUACGGAGCUGAGAACAUUGUUGGUUGGAACUGGCUUCACAGAACAGACUGAGGAGCAAUACUUACAAUUUCUUGCCAAGUUUGAGAUUGCUCUUCCAAUUACCAACAACAGUUAUCUGCUUCCGCAUCUGUUGCCAUCAAAGCCAGGAUUCGAAUUCAGUAAUUUGCGGAGCAAGAGCACCAACACCAUCCAGAGACUUUUCAAAAUGAACUUUGUGCCCGUUGGCUUUUGGCAACGAUUUAUUACCCGCAUCUUGAUUAGCUUGGCCGAGAUGGAUGCCCAGCUCUUUGAGAAUGAAAAGAAUCCAAGACGAGGCAGAGCAAAUCGGGCAUCAGUUUACAGCUUCACAAGGUCACAGCGUCGCAAUCGUUGUAGUACUUUCCGAGUAAGAAGAAACCAAACUAUUUAUUGGCAAGAAGGUUUACAGGUGAACUACGACGGUGGGUUUCUGAGUGUGGAAUCCUCUGAGGUGAACUGGAAGAGGAAAAAGAGUGCGGGAAUAAAAAUCUAUUGCCAAUCUGAAACACGAGAUUUCUCAGCAGUCGCAUUCAUCACUGAUCAUGUCAAUUCCCUGAUUGAUCAGUGGUUUCCAGCUCUUACAGCCACAGAUGCGGAUGGAACUCCCUUGGUCGAGCAAUAUGUUCCAUGUCCUCACUGCACCCCCACAGUAACGGGGCAAGCUGAAAUCCACAUCCAGGUUCAUGGCCAGCAUUACUUCAGUAUGGAGGACUGCUUGCUCACUGCCAUCAAACACACACACAUCGAGUGCCCAAACCACCCAACGGACCCUGUCUCACUGGAGGAGCUAGUUCCAGAGCUUUUUAUGACUGAUUUCCCAGCCCGGUUAUUUCUAGAAAUGAAUUGUCUAGAACAGAGUGAAACAACAGACAACAUCCUCGGACAAGGAGGAAGUGGGACAACAGUGUACAAAGCAACAUAUAACGCCAUACCCAUAGCAGUCAAGAAAUUCCACUUCAAAAAAUGUGGACUGCAAUCUGAUGGCAUCAAUGAGGAUUCAAUGUUCAGACAUCUGGAAGCCAUGGAAGCAUUACGGAAUUUCUCUGAAUUCCGUCAGGAGGCCAGCAUGCUGCACUCCAUGCAACACCCAUGCAUUGUGUCACUAGUUGGCAUUAGUAUUCACCCACUUUGUUUCGCCUUGGAACUGGCUCCGUUGGGCAGUCUGAAUACAGUUCUGACUGAUUAUGCCAAAGGCGCUUCGUUUAUUCCCCUGGGACAUAUGUUAACUCACAGAAUAGCCUAUCAAAUUGCAGUCGGCUUGGCAUAUCUGCACAGAAAAAACAUCAUCUUCUGUGACCUGAAGUCCGAUAAUGUUUUAGUUUGGACUCUGGAUCUGACAGAAACAGUAAAUGUGAAGCUAUCUGAUUAUGGAAUAUCUCGUCAGUCAUUCCAUGAAGGAGCCCUUGGUGUUGAAGGUACUCCUGGAUAUCAGGCACCAGAAGUCAUGCCUGGAAUUGUUUAUGAUGAAAAGGUUGACAUGUUUUCAUACGGAAUGGUUUUGUACGAAUUGCUGUCUGGGCGACGACCAGUCCUUGGACAACACCAGCUGCAGAUUGCUAAAAAACUGUCAAAAGGAGUUCGGCCUUCCCUGGGAGCUCUGGAACAAGUGCAGUUCCAUAGAAUGCACAAUCUGAUGGUUGAGUGCUGGGAUACAAAGCCUGAAAAGAGACCAGGAGCAGGCACUGCCCUCAGACUGAUGCAGGAUCCCAGUUUUCCAGCCUUCAUGUACAUGCUGCGGUGUGGUGAGCAAAGCUCAUUCUGUCCUUCUCAAGAACUCGAGCGAACUGUCAUUUUCUGGGAUGAAGAAGGAAAUGACAGGAAUUACAGUGUGGUAAAUAUAGACAAAGGACUGAUUGAAGUGGAUCACAUCAGCUGCCCUGGAAUUCGGCUGAGCUGUCAGCUAAAGCUACAGAGUGCAUUAUGGACAGCAACCGUGGAUCAGAAAAUUCAGGUUUACAGCCUUAAAGGAAUGUGUCCCUUAAAUGUGCCUCUCCGAGUACUGGAUGUUCCUGCCGUUGUGACAUGUUUCGUACCAGUAUCACGUGGAAACCAGAAAUCUCCGGUAAUGCUUGCAGGCAUGGCUGAUGGAAUGGUCGCAGUUUACUCUCUGGCCAAUGAAAUUCCUGAGGGUUGGUGUUCCUAUCUGUGCUCACGCUCAGCAAAUAAGUUUCAGUUUAAAAUCUCCGACAACGACCUUCGACAGAAUGCGUAUCCAGUUACUGAUAUGAUAGCAGUGAACAAUGGAUCAGAAGUGUGGUACAGCAACGGUCCUGGGAUCCUGAUCAUAGACACACUUGCUACAGAAAUAACUCGGAGAUUAGAACCUUAUCAAGCUCCCUCACAAGUCAUAUCAAUGACUUGCAAUAUGGGAUGUAAUGGGGAAGAGGCCAUUUGGUGUCUGGAUGAUAAGACAAGUACUUUAAUUAUGUACCGUUCAUAUCAGGUCUGUGCCCAUUAUACGUGCAGUGACUGUAAUCCACUGAGAGACAUGUUCCCCAUCCAGCAGCCUGCUAGUUUUGCAACAACCACAGCCAUUACACCCACAGAUACGACUGAUUCCAACUCCAUGGACGUCAGCAUCAUUUUCAAUGAUGAGGUUGGAACCCAAGUUAUAAGACAUUCUGACUCCAUGACUGAUUACUGUUCUCUGUCAUCCGAAUCUCACUCCUGUACCAACAGGAACACCAGGACAUCAUUCAGUGCCCUGAGUUCCCCAGCCAGUCCCACAAGUAUUCCUCAUUCUACUGACUGUGAGUCAAGUUUAUCACAUGACAGGCAUGGAAGCAUCUCCCCAUCAGUGCAUGAUAUUGAACAGCUACAAGCUGUAAAAAUCCUAACCGUUAAGGACACCCUGUGGAUACCAAGACGAGGUGGUGAUAUCAUUGUUAUUGAGCUGGAAAACCAGUCCAUCUGCCAGCAAGGCAGGGUCAUGGCAGUACUAAAGCCAGAAUCUGCACCUGAAGACAGAAAACUCGUGGACGCUGCUGUUGUGGCGAAGGACACAGUGGUCUGCUGCUUUCAGAAUGACACCAGAGAUUGGAACCUGCAUGUGUGGAGAGCCUGGGGAUCCAGAGAAUUCAAGCUAUUCUAUCAGUCAUACGAAGAGUUGGCAAGAAUGGAAGUCAGCAUGCGCAGACGGAAGUAGCCCUGGUGAACAUAAUUCAGGAUCUCUGGACGCAUAACCCUCACUGAAGAGGCAAGUUGCAGAACAGAUCAUAGUUCUGGUAACAGGAAAAUGAUUGAGCCUGCAAAACCGACUGUUUUCCUCGUGAACUUAACCAAUGCAAACUUGAUGCACAGUACAGAAAAAAAAGAGGGAAAAUGUUCAUAUGAGAUUAUAGAAAAGGAUGGACGUCACUUCACGUUCUGUCCCACAGAUUGGGAUUUGAUCCAAGUGUCACAUUUGGAUUCCAAACUCAGUACCCUGCUGAUUACUCUCAUUGACAAUCAAAUAUUGCUGUCUCCUUGGAACUGUAAAUCUAGAUGUCUAUAAAGAGUUUAAAUGGGAAGAAUAUAUUUAUUGUGCAUUAAAUGCAAAAGUUACAUUGUGCAUAAUGGAAGUUCUGGACCUUUGAGAGAAUCAACUGGAGCUUUCGGAAACCUUGUGGGGUACUGAUACAACAUAGGAUUUAUUCGUAUAUUUAUAAGAACAUAAGAACUAGGAGCAGGAGUAGGCCACCUAGCCCCUCGAGCCUGCCCCGCCAUUUAAUAAGAACA